AUGGAGGGUGGGGAUGUAUUUAGAGUAAGUAGCGCGCGUAUAAGUAGCUCAAAUAUAUGGAGAAAUAGUGGUAGAGAUAUAUUUUCAAGAUCUUCAGUUGAAGAAGACGACGAAGAAGCAUUAAAAUGGGCUGCUAUAGAAAAACUACCGACAAAUUUAAGAUUAGAAAGAGGCAUUUUGACCGAAGAAACAACGGGUCAGCCAAGAGAAAUCGAUAUCAAGAAUCUUGAUUUGGUUGAAAAGAGAAACCUGCUUGAAAGACUUGUGAAAAUUGCAGAGGAAGAUAAUGAGAAAUUCUUGUUAAAACUCAAGAAUCGCAUUGACCGAGUCGGGCUUCAGCUACCAACUAUUGAGGUCCGUUUUGAGCACUUAAACGUUGAUGCCGAAGCAUAUGUUGGAGGCAGGGCACUGCCUACCAUAUUAAACUUCCUGGUUAACAUCCUAGAGGGAUCAUUGAAUUACCUGCAUCUUGUCCCUAGUAGAAAGAUACCGUUACCAGUACUUCAUGAUGUCAGCGGUAUUAUCAAGCCCGGAAGAAUGACAUUGCUAUUGGGCCCACCUAGCUCGGGAAAAACAACGCUGCUUCUGGCGUUGGCUGGAAAACUCGGGUCGGGUUUAAAAGUAUCUGGUAGAGUAACUUACAAUGGGCAUGAAAUGAAUGAAUUUGUCCCUCAAAGAUCAUCGGCUUAUAUAAGUCAAAACGAUCUUCAUAUCGGAGAAAUGACUGUCAGAGAGACGUUAGCUUUCUCAGCCAGAUGUCAAGGCGUUGGAGCAAGUUACGAAAUGUUGGCUGAAUUGUCAAGGAGAGAAAAGGAAGCAAACAUUAAGCCGGAUCCCGAUCUUGACAUCUACAUGAAGGCGGCGUCACUAGAAGGACAAGAGGCUAGUGUUGUUACCGAGUAUGUUAUCAAGAUUUUAGGUCUUGAAGUAUGUGCUGAUACUAUAGUAGGCGAUGAAAUGUUCAGAGGUAUAUCUGGAGGGCAAAAAAAGCGCGUUACAACUGGGGAAAUGAUGGUUGGACCAGCAAGAGCAUUGUUCAUGGAUGAGAUAUCAACUGGACUAGACAGUUCGACAACGUUUCAAAUAGUGAAUUCGAUUAGGCAAUCAAUCCAUAUUCUUCAGGGUACUUCAGUAAUUUCACUCCUUCAACCUGCACCGGAAACUUAUGACUUAUUUGACGACAUCAUCCUUCUCUCGGAUGGACAAGUCGUUUACCAAGGUCCCCGUGAGAACGUUCUAGAGUUCUUCGAGUACAUGGGAUUCAAAUGUCCCGAGAGAAAAGGCGUUGCAGACUUCUUACAAGAAGUGACAUCAAUGAAAGAUCAAGAGCAAUAUUGGACUAAAAGAGACCAACCUUACAGUUUUAUUACUUCAAGAGAAUUUGCAGAGGCAUUUCAGUCAUUUCAUAUAGGAAAACAACUAGGAGAUGAACUUUCUACCCCGUUUGAUCGAUCAAAAAGCCACCCACACGCGUUAACGACUAAGAAGUUUGGCGUCAGUAAAAAGGAACUAUUGAAAGCUUGCAUAUCUAGAGAGUAUUUGCUCAUGAAAAGAAACUCAUUCGUCUAUAUAUUCAAGAUGACACAACUCAUCUUCAUGGCUUCAAUAACAAUGACGUUGUUUUUAAGGACCGAAAUGCCAAAGAAAACAUUUGUCGAUGGUACAAUUUUCAUGGGCGCGCUGUUUUUCACAUUAGUCAUGAUCACAUUCAACGGAUUCUCCGAAUUAUCUUUGAGCAUUUUAAAACUUCCUGUGUUUUAUAAGCAUAGAGAUCUUUUGUUCUUUCCCGCUUGGGCUUAUUCUCUACCGACAUGGGUUCUCAAGAUCCCGGUCACAAUCGUUGAAGUUGCUACAUGGGUAAUUAUGACUUAUUAUGUCAUAGGAUUUGAUUCAGACCCUGCAAGGUUCUUCAAACAAAUGGUUUUGCUUAUAUGCAUUCACCAAAUGUCAUCCGCAUUAUUUCGUUUCAUUGGGUCAUUAGGAAGAAAUAUUAUUGUUGCUAAUACGUUUGGUUCGUUCGGAUUGCUUACUAUUUUUGUUCUUGGUGGAUUCAUCUUGGCACGAGAUGAUAUAAGGGGUUGGUGGAUAUGGUGUUAUUGGUUUUCACCAAUGAUGUAUGGACAAAAUGGUAUGGCAGUGAAUGAAUUUCUAGGAGAUAGUUGGAAUAAGGUUUUACCGAAUUCCACAGACACAAUUGGUGUUUCGGUUCUUAAAUCUCGAGGAAUAUUCCCAGAAGCGUAUUGGUAUUGGAUAGCAGUAGGCGUGUCAAUCGGUUAUAUGUUUCUUUUCAAUAUUUGCUUCACUUUGGCUCUUGAAUACCUCAACCCCUUUGGGAAUCCACAGGCGGUUCUAUCGGAAGAAAGCAUGGCUGCAAGAAAAGCUAUGAAAACCGGACACCCGAUUGAAUUAUCAGCAAGAUCAUCCUCGGAAAGGAAGAGUGAAGUACGAAUGUCGUCAAGAGUGGGCAGCAUAAACGGAUCAAAUCAGAACAAAAAACGCGGAAUGGUUUUACCAUUUGUACCGCUUUCGAUCACAUUUGAUAAUAUAAGAUAUGCGGUUGAUAUGCCACAAGAAAUGAAAGCGCAAGGUGUAGCGCAAGAUCGGUUAGAGUUAUUAAAAGGUGUUAGCGGUGCUUUUAGGCCGGGAGUUCUCACAGCUCUAAUGGGGAUUAGUGGUGCUGGUAAGACGACGUUAAUGGAUGUUUUAGCAGGAAGAAAAACAGGUGGUUACAUUGAGGGAGCAAUAACUAUUUCCGGGUACCCGAAGAAACAAGAAACGUUUGCUCGUAUAGCAGGAUACUGUGAGCAAACCGAUAUCCACUCGCCUCAUGUCACAGUCUAUGAAUCGUUGCAGUAUUCCGCAUGGCUCAGGUUACCUCCUGAAGUUGAUUCUGCAACCCGAGAGAUGUUUGUUGAGGAGGUAAUGGAGCUGGUGGAACUGGUUCCGUUAAAGGAAGCGCUCGUGGGCUUACCAGGAGUAAAUGGGCUUUCAACUGAACAACGAAAAAGGCUUACGAUAGCGGUUGAGCUCGUGGCUAACCCGUCUAUAAUAUUCAUGGAUGAGCCCACGUCGGGACUUGAUGCACGGGCUGCAGCCAUAGUCAUGAGAACGGUUAGGAACACAGUUGACACAGGAAGAACAGUCGUCUGCACCAUACAUCAGCCGAGCAUCGACAUAUUUGAUGCUUUUGAUGAGUUAUUUCUUUUGAAAAGAGGAGGUGAAGAAAUAUACGUCGGUCCGUUAGGACGUCAUUCUUCUCACUUAAUCAAGUACUUUGAGGGAAUCGACGGAGUGAGUAAAAUCAAAGACGGUUACAACCCCGCAACUUGGAUGUUAGAGGUAACUUCAACCGGUCAAGAAGCAGCUCUCGGGGUUAACUUUGCAGAAGUCUACAAAAACUCAGAAUUGUACAAGAGAAAUAAAGAACUAAUAAACGAAAGCAGUAAACCGAUACCUGGUUCUUCAGAUAUACACUUUCGGUCUCAAUAUUCACAAUCGUUUUGGACACAAUGUAUGGCGUGUUUGUGGAAACAGAAUUGGUCCUAUUGGAGAAACCCGCCAUACACUGCCGUGAGGUUCUUGUUUACAACCGUUAUCGCUUUGAUGUUUGGCACAAUCUUCUGGGACAUGGGGUCCAAAAGAGGCAAACAGCAAGAUCUUUUCAAUGCAAUGGGUUCUAUGUACGCUGCUAUACUCUUUAUCGGUGUACAAAACGCCACAUCAGUUCAACCAGUUGUUUCGAUAGAAAGAACGGUUUUCUACAGAGAAAGAGCAGCCGGAAUGUAUUCAGCUUUACCAUACGCUUUCGGACAGGUGAUGAUUGAGAUUCCAUACAUCUUUGUUCAGACUAUCGUCUACGGGAUUAUCGUAUAUGCGAUGAUUGGAUUCGAGUGGACCGCUGUCAAGUUCUGUUGGUUUCUUUUCUUUAUGUACUUCACAUUCUUGUACUUCACAUUUUACGGGAUGAUGACGGUUGCAGUAACGCCUAACCACAACUUUGCUGCUAUAAUUUCGUCUGCGUUUUACGCCAUAUGGAAUCUUUUUUCAGGGUUUAUCGUUCCACGAACGAGGAUACCGAUAUGGUGGAGAUGGUAUUAUUACAUAUGUCCGAUUGCGUGGACAUUAUACGGAUUGGUUGCUUCACAAUUCGGGGACAUAACCGACAAGCUCGAUACAGGGGAAACAGUUGCAGAGUUUGUCCACAACUUUUAUGGGUUUGAAUACGAUUUUAUAAAAUACGUAGCGGUAAUCAUUGUUGGGUUUACUGUUUUGUUUGGGUUCAUAUUCGCGUAUUCCAUCAAGGCGUUUAACUUCCAAAAACGGUAGUAAACGGAUACCAAAAGAUCUGGAAGCAAUGGGCAGUAUGUAAAUUAAGAAAUUUGUUUCGUUUGAGCGUCUUGUUAGUUAGUUUUUGUCAUUAGUUACGUUAUUAGUUGAGUUACAUGUCUUAAGUCUUAACAACUAAAGAGUUACCAGUCCUUAUAUAUAUGUAAACAAUAAAAUGUAUGAUGUAUCUAUUCAAAUUCAAAUGAAAUGAAGAAAUUUUGAGCACUAA
This is a messenger RNA of Helianthus annuus (common sunflower), 4555 nucleotides long. Its product is annotated as pleiotropic drug resistance protein 1. Lineage: Eukaryota; Viridiplantae; Streptophyta; Magnoliopsida; Asterales; Asteraceae. Gene Ontology annotation, cellular component: membrane. The transcript has 21 exons. The record is from RefSeq and is a predicted model, not a curated record. The coding region runs from base 1 to 4326 and encodes 1441 amino acids. Gene Ontology annotation, molecular function: ABC-type transporter activity; ATP hydrolysis activity; ATP binding.